Messenger RNA from Osmia bicornis bicornis, 1925 nucleotides. Its product is annotated as putative 3-methyladenine DNA glycosylase. The record is from RefSeq and is a predicted model, not a curated record. NCBI's taxonomy places the organism in Eukaryota, Metazoa, Arthropoda, Insecta, Hymenoptera, Megachilidae. Gene Ontology annotation, biological process: base-excision repair. The transcript is spliced from 5 exons. Bases 654 to 1685 code for a protein of 343 amino acids. Gene Ontology annotation, molecular function: alkylbase DNA N-glycosylase activity; DNA binding.
UACUAUUAAUUAUUAAUAUUCAAGUAAACAUUACUCUUCUUGCAUUCUUAGACGCUAAAUCGUCUUAUGGAGGCCCUGGAUAUCUACUUUGCUCUAUGGUAUCCCUGACUGCAAUCUAUGAUUCCGCUCAUGCUAUAAAACAGUCUCCAUUGAAACAUUCGAGUAUACAUGCUAAUUAUACAACAUUUGUUAGCUCAAAAAGUAAUUUGUAAUUAAUUAUAAGAGUAAAAUUUAUUUCAUUUUCAUACCGGAUAUUCUUGUUGAAUCGAAAGUAGAUGUUGCCUGCAAUAGUCAGCCUAAAAACCUUCGUCAAUUGCAGAUUACUGAAAACUCGUAUGUAUUAACUAAUUAACUUAUUACAAUCAAUUUAUGCUCGUAUAUGAAACUUUGAAAACUUAUCUUACUAUUUUCUAUGAUGCAAGAAGAAAAUACCGCUUAUUUCCAAAACUUUUAGCGGGAAAUUGUCUGAACCUCUUGCUCUUUCUAUAGCUGUGGUAGCACUGACGUUUGUCACGUGGUUUCCGCGGGAAACUUCAGCGCGCUUAAAAUUUGAAUUUAUCAAGUCAAUUUAACCUAUCGUUUAGUGAUAUUAAAUUAGUCGACAAAUAUUUAACUAUUUUGUAGCGCUUCAUCUUGUUACUUAUAAUUUAUCAAUGAAGAGAACACGAGCGACAAGUUCUGCAAAAAAAGGAAAUAAAGAUGAUUCCAAUAAUGAUGAAGUGGAAACAAAACCAAAGGAUUCUGAGCAACAUUUAGUGGUUGAAAAUUUACAAAAUGAGAAACUGAGUGACAUGUUAGAACCAUCAUCAGAAGAUGUUAAAAUUUCUGAUCAAAAACAGAAAAGUAAACUUAACUUAAAGAGUCUAAAAGAUAGAAAUAAGAGAAGCAGUCAAGAAGAGUUGGAACCAAAUACGCUUCCUUCAAAAAAUAAAGUUAGAGCAGUAGUAGAUCUUAAAAUGAUGCAAGCAGAACUAAAACAGUUAGAGGAUCCACCAACAACUGCAUGGGAGAAGGAACUAUGUUCCAGUAGAUUGCCAUAUUCAUUCUUUGAUUCUCCUUGUGAAGAAUUAGCUCAAAAUUUGUUAGGAAAAGUAUUGGUUCGUUGCCUAGACAAUGGAACUAUUUUAAAGGGUAGGAUUGUUGAAACAGAAAGUUAUUUAGGAACAAUGGAUAAGGCAUCUCAUACAUAUAAAAAUAAAGUUACUCCUCGUAAUAUGCCAAUGUACAUGCCACCUGGUACUAUAUAUGUGUAUAUGACAUAUGGAAUGUAUCAUUGUUUCAAUAUAUCUAGCCAAGGUGAAGGGUGUGCUGUUUUGAUAAGAGCUGUUGAACCCUUAGAGGGUAUGCAAUAUAUGAGUAGUCAACGAACUUCAAAAGGAACAUCAAGUACAUCUAAAAAGGCACAGAAAAAUUUUAAGACACACGAAUUGUGUAAUGGCCCAUCAAAGUUAUGUAUGGCUUUUCAACUCCAUAAAAAUCACAGUAAAUAUUCUUUGUGCACUUGGAAAGGUUUGUGGAUUGAAGAUGGUGACGUGGAGAAUAUAAAAAUCGUGAAAUGUCGUAGAAUAGGAAUAGAUAACUAUGGAGAAGAAUGGACCAACAAGCCAUUGCGAUAUUACAUUCACGGUAACAAAGCCGUGAGUAAACGAAACAAAGAUGCUGAACUACUAUUAGGACUAAAUUAAAUUAUAAUCAAUGUAAUGUGAACCAAAAUUUGUUUUUUUAAGACGAUUUAAUAUAUUGCACGAAUUUAUAUUUCUAUGAUCUUAUGGUGUUCUCGGAUUAUUUCAAUUUUUUAUUUUUAAAUUUACAAAUAAUUAUAAUACAUGUAUAAAAUAAAUAGUUUUCACGUUCAAUAAGAUGUAAUAUAUACUCUGUUUGUUACAAAUAAUAAUCGUGACAAAUAAAUGUAACAUGUAAUAAUA